AUGGAGUGUCUUCAGGUUAUCCUGUUGAUUGGUUUAGCCGCGUAUCGGGUUUUGGCAGCCUCCGUCCUUGAUUUGUCGCUGAUCAGCUCCGAUCAGACCGGAAAUGCAGUGAACGAGAGGGUGGAUCCGAUGAAGACCAUUAUGUCACCGCAUGCUAACAAGAGCAUUUGUGCGACAACGUCCUGCGCAAACACCGCCAAAGAGAUGCUGAGCUACAUGAAUCUAACUGCCGACCCGUGUCAGGAUUUCUACGAGUAUGCCUGCGGACGUUAUGGGGAACAGCAUAAAAUCCAACCCCAUGAGUCAGCCAUCGACCAGUUUUAUUAUCAAAGCGAGAAGCUGUUCAAGGAAAAACGAUUGAUCUUGGAGAGUACCGAAACCGAAGCCAGUCACGCGCGGGAAGCAGCGCGACAGUUGUACAAGAUGUGCCUCAAUACAGGUGAUCAAAUACCAGUUCUGGAUAUCCUGCAGAAGGCUAUUGGCGGUUGGCCUAUCCUGACAUCCAACUGGGAUCCCGAUGCAUUCGACCCAUGGAAAGCACUGAUUUAUUUGAACGAAUACGGCUUUGAUCCGCUCUUGAGUCUGAACAUCUAUGCUGAUCUGCGCAACUCCUCGGUUAAUCGGCUUUCUAUUGGCUUUCCGGUAGGACUGCAGAGCUGGGGCAGUGCUGCCGGCAAAAAAUACACUGCAACGUAUGCCAGUUUCAUGCUCAAUUUCACACGAAUAUUUGCAAAUCUCUCCACGGUUGAUGGGGAUUUUGAGCCGCGGUAUAACUGGACGGAUAUUGAGGUCCAGCUGAAUAAAACCAUGGACUUCUAUCUCUUCUUAAGCACCCUCUAUUCAAGCACCUUGGAGUUGAGAAGCGAAAAAUCCCAUAACCUCCUAACAUUGGCCAAUGUGAGCUCCAAUUUGUUCUUCCGCUCCGAUUUCUCCGAUGGUCUCACUGAUUUUCUCCGCGCUUCCCUGACCUCGAGCGGCCUGGCCCAUCUGGUCAGCAAGGACCUGAUCGUUAACAUCCCGAAACCGGCUUCCAUAGUGGCUUUCGAUAAGCAAAUGGCAAGGAUUGAGCAGCGGGGCGUGGAGGGCAAACGCCUCCUAGCCAACCAUCUGGGAUGGAUGAUCGUUACCAAAUACGGUGUGGAUCUCUCGCAGUCACUGUACGACACGUUCGAGAUGCAGAAACGGAUAAUUUCCGGGGAAAGUCAGACGGAUCCCUUAUGGAAACGCUGUGUACAGAAGGUCGAGACCUAUCUGCCGCUGGCCCUGGCGUCACUGUAUGUGGAUAAAAAACUCGAUAGACAUUCCAAGCAAAAGGUAUCGGAUAUGGUCACAAACAUCCGCAAAUCAUUCGCGGAACGCCUAAAGAACGAGAACUGGAUGGACGAACAGACGCGCGCACGGGCCCUGGAGAAGCUGCACGGCAUGCUGGAGUUUGACAUCUACCCGGAAUUUUACGUUCAAAAUAUCUCCCUCAUUGAGGAGAUAUACGACAAUAUUACCAUCGGUGAGGAUAUGUUUAAUACGUCGCGAGAGUUGAGCCGCGCAAACAAAAUUCGGCAGACGAAGCUCCUAGAUAGAAUCAAUACGCGGGAAUACGUACUGGACCGCAUGUACACCGUAACUGCCAAUGCACAAUAUUCCCUGGUAUUCAACCUCAUAGAAAUUUUUGCCGGAGUCUCACGACCACCAUUUUUUAACGUGGAUGUUCCGAAUUACUCUAACUACGGUGCUUUGGGAUUCGUAAUCGGACACGAGAUAACACAUGGCUUCGAUAUUUUCGGUUCAAAAUUUGAUGAGACAGGAAAGAUGUUUAACUGGUGGAGCAAUUCAUCGCGACAGGCAUUCGACAGCAAAGCCUUCUUGAUUGCUGAGCAGUACAGCCAGUACAAAGCACCCUUCGGGAAUGUCAGCGGCAAUCUGACUCUAUCAGAGAAUAUCGCUGAUUCCGGCGGGCUGAAGACCGCAUUCGAUGCAUAUCAGCUGCACUUAAAUCACCAUGGCAAGGAUCUGCAUUUGCCAGGACUGCAGAACCAUACCAAUAAUAUGAUGUUUUUCUUGUCAGCUGCUCAGGUGUUUUGUAGCACACAACGACCGGAAGUAGAUUAUUUAUCCCUAAGUGAUCUCCAUGCACCGUAUCGCUGGAGAGUGAAUGGAGAAAUGGCCACGUUCAAGGAGUUCGCCAAGGUCUACAACUGUCCAGCGGACAGUCCCAUGAUUUACAAUAAGUCUAACGGUCUGUGGCGAUAG
Molecule: messenger RNA, 2247 nt
Organism: Paramacrobiotus metropolitanus
Lineage: Eukaryota; Metazoa; Tardigrada; Eutardigrada; Parachela; Macrobiotidae
Product: neprilysin-1-like
Exons: 13
Coding region: 1-2247 (748 amino acids)
Biological process (GO): protein processing
Cellular component (GO): plasma membrane
Molecular function (GO): metalloendopeptidase activity
Source: RefSeq, a predicted model, not a curated record